Megalops cyprinoides (Indo-Pacific tarpon) is the source of this 4500-nucleotide messenger RNA. RefSeq names its product liprin-beta-1-like. Gene Ontology annotation, cellular component: presynaptic active zone. NCBI's taxonomy places the organism in Eukaryota, Metazoa, Chordata, Actinopteri, Elopiformes, Megalopidae. The record is from RefSeq and is a predicted model, not a curated record. Gene Ontology annotation, biological process: neuromuscular junction development. The transcript is spliced from 31 exons. Bases 195 to 3299 code for a protein of 1034 amino acids. Gene Ontology annotation, molecular function: protein binding.
CGCUGAUGACGUCUCCAGCGCCUCGGAGCGCACUGCCGACAUGGCGUAAGAGAAAAAAGACUGGACACGGCGUUUGGGAAAUCCGAUUUAACAGAAGGAAAACACCGAGGGAAGUUUGAAGCCUCUGGAUUUAUGCACUUCGAAUUCUGUACCGUUGUUUUGAGCUAAGUUUUGGUGCAGCAGCAGCUUGAGACAUGAUGUCUGACGCCAGUGACAUGUUGGCGGCCGCUUUGGAGCAGAUGGACGGGAUCAUCGCAGGCUCCAAGGCGCUGGAGUACUCCAAUGGCCUGUUUGACUGCCAGUCCCCGACGUCACCCUUCAUGGGCAGCCUGCGGGCGCUGCACCUGGUGGAGGACCUGCGGGGGGCGCUAGAGCUGAUGGACCCGGAGGAGAGGGACAGCCUGCGCUGCCAGAUCCCGGACUCCACUGCAGACAGCCUGGUGGAGUGGCUGCAGGGCCAUCUGACGAAUGGGCACAUCUCUCUGGGUGCUGAUGUCUACCAGGACAGGCUGGCUCGGUUGGAGAGCGAUAAGGAGUCCCUGGUGCUGCAGGUGAGCGUGUUGACAGACCAGGUGGAGGCGCAGGGGGAAAAGAUCAGGGACCUGGAUCUGUGCCUUGAGGAACACCGGGAGAAGCUGAAUGCCACUGAGGACAUGCUGCAGCAGGAACUGCUGAGCCGCACGGCCCUGGAGACACAGAAGCUGGACCUGAUGGCGGAGGUGUCCAACCUGAAGCUGAAGCUGACGGCCGUGGAGAAGGACAGGCUGGACUAUGAUGAGAGGUUCAGGGAUGGCGAGAGCUUGAUCCAGGAGAUCAAUGACCUGAGGUACCGGGUGUCAGAGAUGGAGACUGAGAGAAUGCAGUAUGAGAAGAAGCUGAAAUCCACCAAGUCACUAAUGGCCAAACUGUCGAGCCUGAAAAUCAAAGUUGGGCAGAUGCAGUAUGAGAAACAGAGGAAGGAGCACAAAAUCCUCACCCUGAAGGAGGAGCUGGCCAUGCUGAGGAGGCAGUUGGAGACGCGGGACGGGGAGCUGACGCAGCUGAGGGGUUCAGUGUCGGAGGCCACAGAAAGUGGGGAGAAAGUCUCCCACACAGAUGAGAAUUAUAAACGGAAGCUGAGAGAGAAACACUUUGAGGUGCAGAAGAUGAAGAAGGCAGUGGAGUCUCUGAUGGCAGCCAAUGAGGAGAAGGACCGCAAGAUUGAGGAGCUGCGGCAGUCCCUCACGCGAUACAAGAAGGUCCAGGACAUGGUGAUGUCUGUGCAGGGGAAGAAAGACAAACCGAAAGAUGGAGAGAGUGAGGAGAGCCAGAGCGACAGCUCGGUGUCCGCACCAGCAGCCGACCCCAUCGCCGUGGCUUCGGAGAAGGUCACCACGCCCGGCAUCGAGCAGACCGGGAAGAGUCUGGAGGAGCCUGGAGCCCAUGCUGGCCCAAUCACUGUGCCCACAUCCAUCUCCCCCUCCCCCAAGGGGACUGAGGAACCAGACCUGGGGGGGCAGCCAGAGCGAGCAGCACCAGACAGUGAAGAGGGGGCUCUGGAAGUUUCUGUAACCGUGGAACCCUCGUUAAGUGACAGCCCAGUUUCUGCAGACCUUCCCAAAGGAGGCAGCCUGGACAACCUGACCGAUGAGGCCUCUGAGAAGAAGCAGGUGGCGGUUCACCAGAAACCAGCAGAGAUGGCCGAAAACCUCUUCCUACUGCUCAAGAAUAAGGCCUGUGAGGAGAUCAGUAAGAUCAGCACUCUCCCGCCCAAGUCCCCCAGCGGCCUGAGUGCGGCAGAUGACAGCUUCGGCACCAGGAAGGCCCGCUCCUCCUUCGGCAGGGGCUUCUUCAAGAUCCGGGGGGGCAAGAGGACAGCCAGCGCCCCCAACCUGGACCGCAGCCGGAGUGCGAGCGCGCCCAUGCUAGCGGAGACCGAGCGUGAGGGGACGGAGCACCUGGAUUUGGCGGGCGUGCCCCAGCGGUCUGCAGACAGCGACAGCACACACACCCUGCCCUCCUCUCCCGAAGGCAAGAAGAAGGCCAGAGGCAUCAAGAAACUGUUUGGGAAGCUGAAAAGAAGCCAGUCUACUACAUUUAACCCUGAUGAUGACCUAUCAGAGACGGAGUUUAAGAGGGGCGGAGUCAGAGCCACGGCAGGCCCCCGGCUGGGCUGGUCACGUGACCUACAGCACGCCAACAAUGAGCUGGACACACCCUUCGCCAGGUGGACGAAGGAGCAGGUGUGCACCUGGCUGCAGGAGCAGGGUCUGGGUGUCCAUGUGGGCCUGGCCAAGCAGUGGAUCACCUCCGGCCAGACGCUGCUGCAGGCCUCCCAGCAGGACCUGGAGAGGGAGCUGGGUAUCAGGCACCCCCUGCACAGGAAGAAGCUGCAGCUGGCCCUGCAGGCGCUGGGCUCCGAGGAGGACGACAACAAGGGCAAACUGGACUACACCUGGGUGACCCGGUGGCUGGAUGACAUCGGCUUGCCCCAGUAUAAGACCCAGUUUGAUGAGGGGCGUGUGGACGGGCGCAUGCUGCACUACAUGACGGUGGACGACCUGCUGUCUCUGAAGGUGGGCAGCGUGCUCCAUCAUCUGAGCAUCAAGAGGGCCAUCCAGGUCCUGAGACUCAACAACUACGAGCCCAACUGCCUGCGGCGCCGGCCCUCUGACGAGAAUAACGUGAGCCCGGCUGAGAUCUCCCAGUGGACCAAUCACAGAGUGAUGGAGUGGCUGCGCUCGGUGGACCUGGCGGAAUACGCGCCCAACCUGCGGGGCAGCGGCGUGCACGGGGGUCUCAUGGUGCUGGAGCCGCGCUUCAACGUAGAGACGCUGGCCCUGCUGCUCAACAUCCCGCCCAGCAAGACGCUGCUGCGGCGCCACCUGGCCACGCACUUCCACCUGCUGGUGGGGCCCGAGGCACAGCAGCAGAAGCAGGAGCACCUGGAGUGUCCCGACUACACCCCCCUCACUGCCACCGCCAAAGUCAAGCCCAGGAAGCUGUCGUUCGGCAGCUUUGGGAGUCUGCGGAAGAGGAGGCAGGAGGACAGUGAGGAGUAUGUGUGCCCCAUGGACGUGGAGAUGCCCAAAGGCAGUGGCUUCCAGAGGGGCGCCCGUGGCAUGGAGCUCCGGCUGUACGAGGAUGAGCUGGACCGGCUGGAGCAGAUGGAGGAUUCGGAAGGAACAGUGAGACAAAUCGGCGCUUUCUCUGAGGGCAUCAACAACCUGACGAGCAUGCUCAAGGAGGACGAGUUCUUCAAGGAGCUGUCCACCUGCUCGCCCAACGCCAGUGUGACGGACGACGACUCCAACGUGUGAGGGCGGGGCCGUCGCCAUGCCAACCGAGUGCUGUGAACAGAGCUGACUGUGCCAACCCCCCUCCCCCCUCGCCCACCAGCAGGCCCUCAGCCUCGGACACACCCUGGGGCGGGCCACAUAUCCCCAGAGUAUUACGAUUUAUGAUUUUAACAGUUAUAAAGAUGUCGGUAAUCUGCCUGGUAGCUUCCCUCAUUUCUCAGUACACUGUGGAGAGCAGAGGCCUGGUGUGUGUGUGUAUGUGUGAGUGUGUUUAUCCUGCUCCUCAAUUGCAUGAACCUCCCCUCCUCAUUUCAGUCCUGCACCUCCACUUGCAGAGGAAACCCCUUCACUCUCACCUUUCCUCCGCAAGUUAUUACUGAGAGAGUACAGUUUUAGAGAGAUUUUUCCUACCAGCUGGUUACUGGAGUUGUUGGAUCUGUAUGCGGGCUGUACUUGUGUUUAUUUCUUUUGAUAAUGAGUGGAUAUUAGCUGUGCAGCCUUGUGGCCUGUGUUCUCAGUGCAGGAUGCAGGCUCUGUUUCAGGACACAGGGAAGAUGUUUUAUUUAGCCAUGCGAGUAUUUGCCCAUGCUGACAGCACUGACAGACUGAGGGAAGGAAAGCAAGUGCUGACUUUUAGCUGAAACCAAUGCAACCCGACGUUUUGUAUCAGCUGCUUUCGAGAAAUGAGUAACGCCCUAGUUUUAACUUCAUGCCAAAGUACACAGUUACUCUCCAGCACAAAGCUGCCACAGUUGGACUUAUAAAGUGCCCAUGUUACCUUCUUACUUGACCUCACUUUUUUAACAUCACCUUUCACUGAUAACCCUGUGCUUCUCCCUGUCUCAGUGUUCAGUGUCUGUGCAUGCAAACUCACCCGAGUCAUUAACACCAGCCCUGUAUGUAAAUCCCUGUUAUUGUAGUGUACCUGCAUGUUAUUUAAGAUACUUGUCAUUUGUUCGCCAUGACCGUUGUGUAGAGAACUGCUAAAGACAGAAUAUUAUCACUAGUGUUGUUAUACAUAUCUGUAAGGGGUUACCAUGAGGCAUACUUGGAUUGGGAAUUCUGAGGGUCACAGUAGCAUGUUAUCAGAGUGGAAAGAGAACAGUGCGAGAAUACCAGAGAGCAGUUGUAUUGCUAUGCAACCCAUGUUAACCCAUAUCAGUAAUGCCAAUAUGUACCGUGUACUGUUACAUAAUAUGCAUUUUUAAUGAGUCAAUAAAAU